This is a messenger RNA of Cylicostephanus goldi, 1701 nucleotides long. NCBI's taxonomy places the organism in Eukaryota, Metazoa, Nematoda, Chromadorea, Rhabditida, Strongylidae. The record is from the annotation of a GenBank genome assembly.
AUGCGUGCUGAGGGUCAACGUUUGAACAUCAUCAUUGUUGCCGAAGGAGCGAUUGAUCGGGAUGGCAAUGCGAUUUCAGCAGAGCUCGUCAAAGACGUCGUUGCAAAAACUUUGCACUACGAUACCAGGGUGACCGUGUUGGGACAUGUCCAACGCGGUGGUGCUCCGUCUGCCUUUGAUCGUCUACUUGGCUGUAGAAUGGGCGCAGAAGCCGUGCUAGCUCUCAUGGAGAUGAACGAGGAGUCUGAACCUUGCGUUAUCUCAAUUGACGGAAACCAAAUGGUGCGUGUGCCUCUCAUGCAAUGUGUGGAACGAACUCAGGCCGUGCAAAAAGCUAUGAACGAAAAAGAUUGGGAGCUAGCCGUCAAACUGCGCGGACGCAGCUUCCAGCGUAAUUUGGAGACGUAUAAGCUUUUGACGAAACUUCGUACGGUUGAGAAGGACAACCUUUCUGGUGGACAGAAUUUCAAUGUCGCCGUAAUGAACGUUGGAGCUCCAGCUGGAGGAAUGAACGCCGCUGUUCGAUCUUUUGUGCGUAUGGCAUUGUACCAUCACUGCACUGUUUACGGUAUUGAAGAUUCCUUCGAAGGUUUAGCCAACGGUGCCUUCAAGAAGUUCCAAUGGGGAGACGUGACAAACUGGGUAAUGCAUGGUGGCUCGUUCUUGGGGACGCAGAAACAACUACCCAACGAGAAGAAUGUUCCACAUAUCGCAGAACAGCUCAGAAAGCAUAAUAUCCAAGCGCUGUUGCUUGUAGGAGGAUUUGAGGCUUACCACUCCACUCUUAUUCUCUCGAAAAAUCGUGACAGAUAUCCCGAGUUUUGUAUACCAAUGUGUGUUAUACCAUGCACCAUCAGCAACAAUGUACCAGGAACAUCCCUAUCGCUCGGUUCUGAUACGGCUAUGAACGAGAUCUGCACCAUGAUUGAUAAAAUUAAGCAGUCAGCGACAGGAACGAAGAGAAGAGUGUUCAUCAUUGAAACUAUGGGUGGCUAUUGUGGUUACUUAGCCACUCUCUCGGCGUUGGCCUCUGGUGCCGAUAACGCGUACAUUUUCGAAGAAAAAUUCACUGUUGAGGAUAUUAUCGAAGACGUAGAGGUUAUCGCGGCUAAAAUGGCGCAAGGAGUGCAAAGGUAUCUCAUUGUGAGAAACGAAUAUGCCAACAAAAACUUCACCACCGAGUUCGUUAAGCAGCUCUUCGCUGAAGAAGGAAAAGGAGAGGUACGGAUACUUACGGGAUAUUUUUCCUUUCGAAGAGUUAGUGGAAGGGGCUCAUAUUUCUUGGCUAGUAAUUCUUGGCUUACUUCCUUUGAAUGCCAUUGUACUCCAUUACAGUUUUCUACGCGAAUCAACAUCCUUGGUCAUGCUCAACAGGGUGGCAGUCCAACACCUUUCGACAGAAACAUGGGCACAAAAUUAGCUGCAAGAGCCUUAGAGUAUAUCAUUACACAAAUCAAGGACUCCAUGGUGAAUGGCGUUGUCAUGACAAAGUCACCGGAGACAGCCACAUUGCUAGGUUUAACAGGAAGACGUGUCGUCUUCACCCCAGUAGAAGAGCUUGCUGCCGAAACAGACUUCGAUAAGCGUCUGCCUUGUGAACAGUGGUGGUUGAAACUGAGACCACUGCUUCGUAUAUUAGCCAAACACACUUCAAUUUACCAUACUGAAGCCAUGGAAGAUACGGAAGACUACAACGAGUAG